Messenger RNA from Suillus discolor, 891 nucleotides. RefSeq names its product glycoside hydrolase family 18 protein. NCBI's taxonomy places the organism in Eukaryota, Fungi, Basidiomycota, Agaricomycetes, Boletales, Suillaceae. Bases 1 to 891 code for a protein of 296 amino acids. Gene Ontology annotation, molecular function: hydrolase activity, hydrolyzing O-glycosyl compounds. Gene Ontology annotation, biological process: carbohydrate metabolic process. The record is from RefSeq and is a predicted model, not a curated record. The transcript is spliced from 9 exons.
AUGCUAUCGAGCCUUGGCAGCGUCUUGGCAGCCAUAGGCGGGGUGUUGUCCAUGCCUUUCAUGAACAUGUCAAUUUCGACUCGUGCAAUGCCUGCAGCCCCUCACUUCGUCAUAUAUAGCGACAAGUGGGUUUCUGGUGAGAUUGGCCCUCCGGACGUCAGUAUGAUCUCAGGGUGCAAUGUCUUUGCUCUCUCGUUCUGGCUUGUCUCCGGUCCAACCGAUCAAGCUGAAGAGUGGACAUUGCUUGAUGAUACCACACGAGCAUCUAUCAAGGCAUCAUACGAGAAUGCAGGAAUUUCUCUUAUCGUAUCCGCUUUUGGCUCCACGGAUGUCCCUACGACCGACGGGUAUGACCCUACGAUUCUCGCUAAUAGUCUAGCAGACUAUGUAUUGGAAUAUGAUCUCGACGGUGUCGACGUCGAUUAUGAAGAUAUAUACGCCAUGGAUGCCGAGAAUGGAUCAGCAGAAAAUUGGUUGACCACUUUCACAACAGCCCUUCGUGCAAGACUUCCGCAAGGUCAAUACAUUUUAACCCAUGCACAUUCGACUCGCUUCUUGACCUGUAUCAGCUGUUGCUCCAUGGUUUUCCACACGAUACGCCAGCGGUGCUUAUUUGACGGUCCAUCAGAAUGUUGGAUCGUUGAUCGAUUGAGUAAGUUGGAAGAUCGAUUCUACAAUCAGGGGACGUCCGAGUACACCACGUGUUAUGGCCUCCUCACAGCAUCAUCUCCAAUGCAGCCAAAUACUGCGCUCUUCCAGAUUGCAGCAGCAGGAAUACCUUUAGACAAAUUGGUGAUCGGCAAGCCAGCCACAGAUGUGGAUGCGAGCAAUGGUUAUAUGGAUCCCUCCUCACUUGCUCAGUGUGUGGGCGACGCUGCUCGACAAGGAUGA